CCCCCCCCACUCGCCAUGGCCAAGAUGCGUUUGGGGCGCUCAGCUAUGAGCGCCCCCUCCGAGGACAGCGAGGGCCUCCUGGACGGAGCGGUGGAAGGGGAGCUGAGUCGCCUGCAGAGACAAUGCAAAGUGAUGGAAGGCGAGAGACGGGCUUACAGCAAGGAAGUGCAUCAGCGCAUCAAGAAGCAACUGGAGGAGAUCCGGAGCCUGGAGGAGCGGCGCACGGGCCUGCAAGUGCAGAUCAGCAUCGCGCAGAGUCAGGUGAAGCGGCUGCAGGACAGCCAGCGGCUGGAGCGCAUGAGCCAGCUGCUCAAGUGCCGCGGGCAGGUGCAGGAGGAGGUGGACGAGCUGCAGAAGCAGGCCAAAGCCCUGGACGCGAAGAUCCUGGAGUGGGAGACCCGGCUCUUUGUCAAUCAGAAAGGUGCCAAGGGGCCGGCGUUCUUCGCGGAUCAGAAGUGCAAGGUCCGGAGGCGGAUCAAGAUCCUGGAGGACCAGCUGGACAGGGCCAUCUGCCGCUUUGACAUCCAGCUGGUGAGGAACGCGUCGCUCCGGGAGGAGCUGGAUCUGCUGCGGGUGGAGCGGAGACGCUAUCUGAAUGUGGACCGCAAAUUGCACAAGGAGAUCCAGCUGUUGAGGCAAGCGGUCAACACCCUCAUGGUCUCCUCCACUUCAGCCUACAGUGUCAGAGAGGAAGCCAAGAUCAAGAUAGGGCUGCUCCGGGAGCGGGCCGAGAAGGAGGUGACUCAGAAUGAGACGGAGGCCCAGACCUUGAAGCGCCAGAUUUCGCACCUGGAGCAGCUGCACGCCUUCCUCAAGCUGAAGCACAACGAGCGGCCGCUGGACCCCGCCGUCCUGGAGAAGCAGGCGAGGCAAGCCCAGGAAGUGUCCCUCGGCCUCCGCAAGACCUCCCAGGAGAAGCUGGUGCUGCAAUACGAGGAGGCCCUGAAUAAGCUGUCCCAGCUGACCGGGGAGAGUGACCCGACCACGCUGGUGGAGAAGUAUCAGGAGAUUGAAGAACGGAACUUUGCCGAGUUCAACUUCAUCAACGAGCAGAACUCAGAGCUGGAGCAUCUGCGGGAGGAGAUUAAGGAGAUCCAGGAGUCCAUAGUGAGGGUCCAGGCAGAUGCAGAGGCCCAAAGCUUACAGAGAGAGCAGCAGCGGGCAUCGAUGCAACAGCGUGUGGACGAGGUGCACGAGGAGGCCGUGACCCUUGACAAAGAGUUCCAGGAAUUGCGGGAGCUCUUGGAGAAGCUCAAGGCCGACCUUCAGCUCCUGUUCACCAAGGCCCAGUGUGACAGCUCAGCCAUCAAUGACCUCCUUGGGGUCAAGACUCAGAUGCGGGACCGGGACAUUGGCCUCUACCUGAGUCUCAUUGAGAAGCGGAUGAUCCAGCUGCUGGUGGUGCAAGCUUUCCUCAACUCCAAGCACAGCUACACUUCCACCAGCCUGUAUGAUGCAGCCCUCAUGCUGCUGGGCCAGGGCCCCGAUGAUGUCCGGAGGAAGGUGACCCCACCUCAGGUCCCCGACAAUCUGGAGGAUCCGCUGGGCUUUGAGGGCAAAGAUGACCUCCCCAUGACCAAAGAGGAGCUUCUCAGCCAAGUGGUGAAGUCGGUGAGUCUGGAGUCCCGGGAGCAGGCGCGCGAACAGCACCUCAGGGAGCUGGCCGAGAUGGCACAGAAGACGGAGAGCAACGUGGGCCUCAUCCCUGGCUCCAUCCUGAGUCACAGGACCGAAGGCGGCGGAGGCCGCACCACCGGCCCCACCCACGUCACCUUUGGGGACGUCCCCAGCUCCAGCGUGGGCCACGCCUCCAGCCUCGCCACCUAUGGGGACUCCACUGGCACCAGCCUCGGCCAGGACACGUCCCAGGCCAUCAGCUCCGGGAGCUACCAGGGCUCCACCACGUACGCGGAGUCCAACGAGGGCCAGGGGGACCCCAGCCUGGGCGUGGGGUCCGAGUCCAGCGCAGGUCGCGCCUCCAGCCCGGUUCCCGCUUCGAGCACGGGCGCCGGCUCCAUCACCAGCAGAGACUCUCAGGCCACUUUUUAG
This is a messenger RNA of Elephantulus edwardii (Cape elephant shrew), 2049 nucleotides long. RefSeq names its product coiled-coil domain containing 114 (gene ODAD1). Gene Ontology annotation, cellular component: axoneme. Lineage: Eukaryota; Metazoa; Chordata; Mammalia; Macroscelidea; Macroscelididae. Gene Ontology annotation, biological process: cilium movement; outer dynein arm assembly. The coding region runs from base 16 to 2049 and encodes 677 amino acids. The record is from RefSeq and is a predicted model, not a curated record. The transcript has 14 exons.